AUGGCGACCUCCACCACCUUAGACCGCUACAAACUGGUCUUUUUUGUCCCGCCCUCUGACCUGGAGCCCUGCAAGGAUGCCAUCUUUGCGGAAGGCGGAGGAUCAUUCCCUGGAGGCAAAUACACCAAAUGUUGUUUCCAAACCACUGGCAUGGGCCAGUUCCUACCCAAUGAAGGUGCAGACCCAGCGGUCGGGGCGGUCGGUGUUGUGGAACACUGCGAGGAGGUCAAGGUUGAGAUUAUGUGCCUGGGCCGAGAUAUUAUGCUGAAGGCAGUUGAUGCUUUGGUCUCGGCACAUCCGUAUGAGGAGGUUGCUUAUGAGGUUUAUCGCAUGGAGAAUGUGUAG
Molecule: messenger RNA, 345 nt
Organism: Penicillium antarcticum
Lineage: Eukaryota; Fungi; Ascomycota; Eurotiomycetes; Eurotiales; Aspergillaceae
Exons: 1
Coding region: 1-345 (114 amino acids)
Source: RefSeq, a predicted model, not a curated record